This is a messenger RNA of Toxoplasma gondii ME49, 4012 nucleotides long. RefSeq lists its product as hypothetical. The record is from RefSeq and is a predicted model, not a curated record. The transcript is spliced from 3 exons. The coding region runs from base 1985 to 3286 and encodes 433 amino acids. NCBI's taxonomy places the organism in Eukaryota, Apicomplexa, Conoidasida, Eucoccidiorida, Sarcocystidae. Gene Ontology annotation, cellular component: cytoplasm.
AGUUUCCGUCACUCCUCAAUUUCGACGAACUGGGUGAGGCAGAACCGGGGACUGUUGCGUGCAUUGCGCCUUUGACGUCCUUGCACAGAGAUCGAAAGAACGAGACGAACCUCUCGUCUUCUUGUUCGCUGUGCCUUUCCUUCUCUGAGGAUCUCCUCCCUCGCGCACUGUUCCUCUCUCUCUUUCCUGUCGUUCGACUCGUUCUCGCAGAGAGAGAUCCGGUUUCGUGGAGCUUUGCGUUCUCUUCUCCGUCUCGGUUCAGUUCUGCUGUCUGGCAUUAUUGAGGGGACUGCUUUUUUCUGUGCAACGCAUGCGCAUGCGUACCGUUCGGCGAGAGGCGUCGUUUCUGAAGCCGUUUCUGUCUCGGCCUGGAACGAGAGUCUGUAGCGUUUCAGGAGUGACGGAUCGUGUGGGUCCGAUCCGACAGUGUCUUUGCCUGUCUAGAGACAUGCGCAUGCGGCUCCUGUACUUCGCUGGCGACUCAGCUGUUGCCCGCGCGUCGAUGCGCGUCGUCCAAGUCUCCUCGUGAACGUCAGUGUCCUCGCGGAUGAGUCGCUCUGUGAAGUUGGAGACAUGCUUCCUGGGUGAGCAUGUCUGCAUGCGCAGCUCAGUCCGGUUUGCCUUGGACGCUUCAGCCUUUGCGUCGAAGCUGCCCGAUCGGUCUGUCUACUCUGCGAGGUCGUUUUUGUGUCUGCGCGGAACGCCUCCGUCUCUCUGCAGUCGAGCGAAAUUGGCGCGUUUUCUUUUUCUCCAGAGUUCGUGAGAGACUGGACGCGAGCGAGUCUGAAGAACUACCAAGCCUGGUUUCACAGGCGCUGGGUCGUCGAGCGGCUGCUCGAGUGCAUGCGCGGAAACAAGACAUGCGGUGGCAAGAGCGAGACGACGGACCCCGAAGCAGAGGCGCUUCGAAGCGAGGAGGCUCUCUGUGAGGACGAACUCAAGGAUGUGACGGCGAUCUUGCAUAAGGACGCGAAAAACAUGUCUGCCUGGUCUCACCGGUGAGUGCAUGCAGCGAGGGAGCCUCCGGCCGACCUCCUGGGAGCUGUCUCCGGAGCGAAGGAGGGCGUUGCCUGUCUGUGUUUUUGAGGUGGACCUCUCAAUAGAGAUGUCGCAAACUUCCGCGUCGACUCCUGCUUCUUAUCAUGGCCGGCGCACUGCCGUUCAAAUGGAGUCUCGACAUGGUGGACGCAUGUGUGGACUGGCUGGGUAAAGAGGAGGUACUGAAGGUCUGAAACGUUGCAGCUCGAAGUCGAGAUCGAGUGGAAAGAAAACUGCAAGUCCUGAGCAUGCCCUUGAACGCUCGCAAAUCACGAGUCUCGUUUCCGGGGAACACUGAGUCGGACGCGAGUGAUCUUUCUUGCCUGUUAUGCGGCGUUCAACGCACGAGCCGUCGGACCGGUGCUUCCUCGUUUCUCGAACUAAUGAGCGCCACUGAAGCAUCUUCGUCGAGACUCGGUUGACUUUCUCGAGACUCGAGCAGAGCUCAAGUCCAUCGAACCAGUUCUAGAAACUAAAGAAUCCGCUGAGACGGCAGCUCCCCCAGAUCUUUCGAGAUCGUAAAGCUAGAAGUUUCGAGAGUUGACUGCAUGGCGCUCAAACAAGAAGAAACGACGGACGCCCGCGGACUCCGCUCCGAGAAUCUCUAUCCAUCUCUACCUUUGUUCUGUCUGUAUCUAUACAUAUGUAAUUGUAUACAUGUGUAUGCACACUCAGGUUUCUCCAGCGUCACAUGCCCUGCGGUGGAAGAGGAGCGUCCGUUUGGUUCCGCUUUGCUGUGCAGUUGCCUGAAUUUCUUUGAAUUGUUUUAAUUUUAGCUGGUGUUUUACUCGGGUGCAUCAAGGCGAGUCGCGACGUGACUGAGGCAUGAAGGUGGAAUUCUGCUGAAUUUCUUUUCUUUCUGUCGGAGGCCUUCCCCACACUGGCUUUUUCCAGGCUCGGAUGUUCGUCCCCGUCUCUUUGUGUCUCUCUUCUUUCUUGUUCUGUCAUGCGGCGUCUUUCGUUUUCUCUCUUUUCGUUCUUGUGGUUGUGUCUUCCGGGCGUUGUCUUCUUCUGGCCUUCUGUCCUUCUUUUCCUUUCUGCUGCCUCCUUUCUUCCUUCUGAAUCUCCUUUCUUUUCCCCCUUGUUCUCGCUUUGCCGGUCUCUCUACCUUCCUGUUUUCGGCGCGCUCCUGCGUCCCCGUCGUCUCCCGUUUUGCGUUUCUGCUUCGCUCGUCUGCAUCCUUUGUUUCUGCGCCUUCUGCGAGAGUUCCGUUCUCUUCACUUCCUCGCUGGAUUCUGCGAUCGCGCCCUCCUGCAGCGUCUGGAUUCGGAGCGUCUACGCCCAGCCUCUCGACGUCGAGUUUUCCUGGAACAUGCAGUGGCUUCGCGCAGAUCCAUUCAACAAUUCCGCGUGGAUGUUCAGGCAGUUUCUGGCCAACGAGAAGGCCGAAGGGAAGAGCGAACGGGGAAAGACGAGAUGUGCAGGCAGGCGUCUGCGCGAAGUCGCGGCGAGCGCCCCAGCAACCGCAGACGGAAAACAAUCAGAGGACGCCUACAAGCAAGACGAAGAGGAGCAGGACAUCGACCGGCGUCCGGAGACCCAGAAAACAGAGAAGACUGGAGAGAGACCUUCGGAAGAGGGGAAGAGAAGAAAUCUCCGACGAAAGGCGAAUGUAUGGACGGAAGAAGUUAGAUUCGCUCUCGUUUCCUGGAAUGCGCAUCCGAGCAACGAAGCAGCCUGUCGCUAUCUCCUGCAUGCAGCGAAGCAGGCGCUUGGCGCUCUCAGGCAGAUCGAGAGAGACGAGAUAGGAGAUUCAUCGGAAGCGACUGUGGAGACGAAACACUCAGUCAGCGAUUGGAGCGCUGCGGUCGAUGACGCCGCACAGAAAGACGCAAAUGAUGCAAACGACCCGGAGAUAGACAGUCCGAGGCUUCUUCAUCUUCUUCGUCGUUCUGCCGAGCGAGUCUGUGAAGAGGUAGCAACAUGCUACAUGCAACGACCAUCUUCUUCUUCGUCUCCUUCCUCUUUACGUUCUGACUCUUCUGCGUCUUUCUCGAACCAGGCGAACGACGAAGGCGCGAAGAAACAAACGGCAGCAUUUCCUGAUUCUCGAGGAGACGAAAGACCGUCUUGCCCGCGAGGCGAGCAGAAGGGAGCCUUGAGGUUCGCUCUGGAGAUGUUGCUUUUCUGUGCGAUUGAGCAGGGUCGACUCUGCGACGCAUGCACGACCUGCAUGCACCUCGCGGAGGUCGACCCCAUACGCAGAGCGUACUGGACCUGGCGCAGCGAGGCGUUCGCUUCCCAGUAGCUGAAUUCUUUUUCGCGCUUUGGAGAAGGGGACAGUCUUUCGUUUGGAACCAGAGGCGAACGCCUAGCGCGUGGAUGUGAGAAACUGGAAAAGGAAGGAUCGCUGUUCACACAAGUCAUUGGCGAAUGUGUGAGAAGAUCCCUUUGGAGAAGAAAGAGGAGACAAAGACAAGAACAGGAAAGGAACGCAGCAGCCGUGCUGCGUUUUCCCCUCCUCCUCGCUUUGGUUUCGUUCACUGUUUUUUUUCUUGUUCAUGUCCAUGUUUAACUCUCCUUUCUUUUCCAUCCUUUUUACUCAAAUCGCUCUCCGCUUUUGACUUCCUUUUGUUAUGCUUCUCUUUCUUCGUUCGCUUCUUUUUAUCCACCUCUUUCUGUUUCAUCAUUGUCACCUCUCUCCUUUCUCUCCACAUCCCGUCGCUGUCUCCAGCGCCUUCUGACUCUUCGCGCGCGAAAUCCGUUUUCCUUGUUCCGCAUGCGCCUCCGAUCUUUUGAAUUUGCCGUUUUCGCGCUUGUCUGCAACGCGACAGACGCGAAGUCACUGUCGCAGUCUCGGCUUCUCUGUUUCCCGUCUGCAAAACUCAGAAAGUGAACUCUUUGCGUUUGUCCGCCUCGCUGGUCCCUGGAAACGUAGGUGCAUUCGAAGUGGGCAAAUCUGCGCUCUGGCGAAAGGAAAAACCACCGGCCUGAACGCGGAGGAAACCUUUAGCGCGACUGUCUUAAUUACAUC